Molecule: messenger RNA, 936 nt
Organism: Chenopodium quinoa (quinoa)
Lineage: Eukaryota; Viridiplantae; Streptophyta; Magnoliopsida; Caryophyllales; Amaranthaceae
Exons: 1
Coding region: 1-936 (311 amino acids)
Molecular function (GO): catalytic activity
Source: RefSeq, a predicted model, not a curated record
AUGAUUUUCUCUAUUUGGAAUGUAAGGGGCUUGAAUGACCCUGGAAAAGUUGCCUCUGUAAAGAGGUUGCUUCAUUCUCAUUCAGUUGAUGUUAUUGGCCGUCUUGAAACAAAAGUCAAAUCAAACAAUGUUUUCAGUUACCAAAAGAAGUUUGGCUCUUCUUGGCUUUGGGUGUUCAAUUAUGAUCAUUCUCCUAAACGGAGGAUUUGGCUUGGUUGGAAUGCAAAUAGAGUAACUGUCAAUGUCUUAAAGAUUCAUGAGCAGUUUAUACAUUGUUAUGUCCUUUCUAAGGAUCUUUCUACUCAAAUUCAUCUCACUGUUAUCUAUGGGCUUCAUUCUAUUCAUGAUAGGCUUCCUAUGUGGGAAGGGAUUAGGAACAUCUCUAUUCAGCAUUCUCCUUGGCUCUAUGCUGGUGACUUUAACUCUGUUCUUCAUACUUUAGAUAGGCUUCAUGGUACUGGUGUUACUGAUUAUGAGACUAGAGAUUUCCAGAGUUUGGUUGAUGAUUUGGACCUCACUGAGGUCAAGAGCAAAGGAGCCUUCUACUCUUGGUCAAAUAAGGCUCACACUGGUCCUAGAACUCUUUCUAGGAUUGAUAGAGUCUUUGGUAACCAAGCUUGGUUGGACUCUCAUGGUCAUGUUGAAACUGUUUAUCUUCCCCCUUCUUUAUCUGACCACAGUCCAAUUCUUUUGGAUAUUUGUCCUGCUCCUUCUGGGAAAGGUAGACCUUUAAGAUUUCUCAACUAUAUUGUUGAUCAUCCUGAUUUCCUUGAUACUGUUUCUCAGGCUUGGUGUUCUGGUAGUUCUGUUUGGCAGAAGCUUAAUUCUGUGAAGUCUAGUAUCAAGUCUCUUAAUAGCAAGCAGUUUGGCAAUAUUGUUGAGAAGAUUGAUCAAGCUAAUGCUGAGCUUGCUGGAAUUCAGAACUUAAUGGCUUAG